GGGUGCUGCAUUGAUAGCUGAGCGAUGUGCUGUAAUGGUGCCGGAGAUGCAUGGACACAGCCCGUGCCCAGCCUACAAGUCCCAGGAGCUCAUCCCUGCAUUGGCCACCGGGGAGUGCCCUGAGCUCGGUGUUGCUGCCCACCGACACAUCCUUUCCCUGCCUGAGGAGGAGACAUGGCGCCAGCACAGCCCAGGCAUGAUGCCCACCCAGACUUCUGCUCUGCUAGAGCCCGAGGCCUUGGAAGAUCCAGGGGCCCUACCAGGAUCCCCACGUGCCCUAUGCUUUGAUGCCUCAUCUGCCUUCUUCCCCACACAGGAGGGUGAGGGCUCAGGAUGGGAGGGCAGUGGUGCCCUUGAUGCCAGUUUGAGCCCAUUCCUCCCUGUGAGCCCAGAGGUCAUGAAGAGGAGGAGGGGAGGGCUCAUUGAGCAGAGGGAUAUCAUCAAAGCCCAUGAAGCCCACAAGAUGCAGAGCACACCUCAAGCCCGGAGGAAAGAAUGGGAGAUGGCUCGCUUUGGGGAGGCUGUGGUUGGCAGGCCAGGAUCCGGAGAUGGAGACUCUGAGCAGAGCAGGAACCGGCAAGGAACACCAGUGCAAGGAACGCCAGUGGCCGCCUACAAGCAAUCCAAAGCCCAGAGGGCCAGGACUAUGGCUUUAUACAACCCCAUUCCGGUCAGGCAGAACUGUUUCACCGUCAACAGAUCCCUGUUUAUCUUCGGAGAAGAUAACAUUGUCAGGAAAUAUGCCAAGAAGCUCAUCGAUUGGCCGCCAUUUGAGUACAUGAUUCUGGCCACAAUCAUUGCCAACUGCAUCGUCUUGGCAUUGGAGCAACAUCUUCCAGAGGAUGACAAGACUCCUAUGUCCAGAAGAUUGGAGAAGACAGAACCAUAUUUCAUUGGGAUUUUUUGCUUUGAAGCUGGGAUUAAAAUUGUGGCCCUGGGGUUUAUCUUCCACAAAGGCUCAUAUCUCCGCAAUGGCUGGAAUGUCAUGGACUUCAUCGUAGUCCUCAGUGGCAUCCUGGCCACAGCUGGGACUCACUUCAAUACCCACGUGGACCUGAGGACCCUGCGGGCUGUUCGAGUACUGAGGCCUCUGAAACUUGUGUCCGGCAUUCCCAGUUUGCAAAUAGUGCUGAAGUCCAUCAUGAAGGCGAUGGUACCUCUUCUGCAGAUUGGUCUUCUUCUGUUCUUUGCCAUCCUGAUGUUUGCCAUCAUUGGCCUGGAGUUCUAUAGUGGGAAACUACACAGGGCCUGCUUUAUGAACAAUUCAGGUGUGCUGGAGGGGUUUGACCCUCCCCAUCCGUGUGGGGUGCAGGGCUGCCCAGAGGGUUAUGACUGCAAGGACUGGAUUGGCCCCAACGAUGGGAUCACUCAGUUUGACAACAUUCUCUUUGCUGUGCUGACCGUCUUCCAGUGUAUAACUAUGGAAGGAUGGACCACCGUGCUGUACAAUACCAAUGAUGCCUUAGGAGCCACCUGGAAUUGGCUGUACUUCAUUCCCCUCAUCAUCAUCGGAUCUUUCUUUGUUCUCAACCUUGUCCUGGGAGUGCUUUCCGGGGAAUUUGCCAAAGAAAGAGAGAGAGUGGAGAACCGUAGAGCCUUUAUGAAACUGAGGAGACAGCAACAAAUUGAACGGGAGUUGAAUGGGUAUCGAGCCUGGAUAGACAAAGCAGAGGAAGUGAUGCUGGCUGAAGAAAACAAAAAUUCUGGAACAUCAGCUUUGGAAGUGCUCCGAAGGGCAACCAUCAAAAGGAGCCGUACUGAGGCCAUGACUCGUGACUCAAGUGAUGAACACUGUGUUGACAUCUCAUCUGUGGGUACUCCUCUUGCUCGUGCCAGUAUAAAAAGUACUAAAGUCGAUGGAGCCUCUUAUUUCCGGCACAAGGAGCGACUUCUACGUAUCUCCAUUCGUCAUAUGGUCAAAUCCCAAGUGUUUUACUGGAUAGUCUUGAGUGUGGUAGCUCUCAACACUGCCUGUGUGGCUAUUGUCCAUCACAACCAGCCCCUGUGGCUUACCCACCUCCUCUACUAUGCAGAGUUUUUGUUUUUGGGGCUCUUCCUCUUAGAAAUGGCCCUGAAGAUGUAUGGCAUGGGGCCACGCCUUUAUUUUCAUUCCUCCUUCAAUUGCUUUGAUUUUGGGGUCACUGUGGGAAGUAUCUUUGAAGUGGUUUGGGCCAUCUUUAGACCUGGAACCUCUUUUGGAAUCAGUGUCUUGAGGGCUCUCCGACUUCUAAGAAUCUUUAAGGUUACCAAGUAUUGGGCAUCACUACGGAAUUUAGUGGUCUCAUUGAUGAGUUCCAUGAAAUCCAUCAUCAGCUUACUCUUCCUACUCUUCCUCUUUAUUGUUGUCUUUGCUCUAUUGGGAAUGCAGCUCUUUGGAGGCAGGUUUAACUUUAAUGAUGGGACUCCUUCAGCAAACUUUGACACCUUUCCUGCAGCCAUCAUGACAGUAUUCCAGAUCUUGACAGGUGAGGACUGGAAUGAGGUGAUGUACAAUGGGAUCCGCUCCCAGGGUGGAGUUAGCUCUGGUAUGUGGUCUGCCAUCUACUUCAUCGUUCUCACUCUGUUUGGAAACUACACCCUACUGAAUGUGUUCUUGGCCAUCGCUGUGGACAAUUUGGCCAAUGCUCAGGAGCUGACAAAGGAUGAACAGGAGGAAGAGGAGGCCUUCAAUCAGAAGCAUGCCCUACAGAAAGCCAAGGAAGUCAGCCCAAUGUCUGCACCUAACAUGCCUUCUAUUGAAAGAGACAGAAGGAGGAGACACCACAUGUCGAUGUGGGAGCCACGCAGCAGCCACCUGAGGGAGAGGAGGAGACGGCACCACAUGUCUGUGUGGGAACAGCGCACCAGUCAGCUGAGGAGACACAUGCAGAUGUCCAGCCAGGAGGGCAUCAACAAGGAAGAGCCCCCUCCCAUGAAUCCCCUUAAUCCCCUCAAUCCGCUCAGCCCUCUCAACCCCCUCAAUGCACACCCUAGUCUCUAUAGGAGGCCCAAGCCCUUGGAGGGUUUGGGACUGGAGAAGUUUGAGGAGGAACAUGGGAACCGGGGAGACUUCCAUAAGGGCGAAGGCAUGCAACAAUCAGAAGAACCAAAGAGUCCUAUGUCUAGGCCCAAGAGGGAGCAGCAAUGGCUUUCCAAACCGUGCCAUGGAAACUGUGACCCAGUGGAGCAGGAAUCAGGAGCCGGAGAGGCAGUUGUCGGCUUUGAGGAGCGAGCCCGGCACCGGCAGAGCCAGCGCCGUAGCCGGCACCGACGAGUCCGCACUGAGAUCAAGGAACAUGCCGCGACUGCUGGAAGCAGGUCCGGGAGCCAGGACAGAGGCCUGGAUGAAGGAACAGCCACUGAUGGGGAAAAGCACAGGGACUCUAAGGGGAGUCAGGAGGGGAAGGAGGUUUCCAUUCAUGAAGAAGACAGAAGCAAGGAGUUAAAGAGAACCAACAGCCUUAUGGUUCCUAGAGGCUGUGGGUUGUCAACAGCUGCCGAUGAAAUAAGAACCCCCCUGGUCCUCCCUUCUCCAGAGCUAGAAACAGGAAAGGACACCAGCCUGACAGAACAGGAGCAGGAGGGUACCAGUGAACAAGCUCUGCUGGAAGAUGUGCAGCUGGAUGUGGGCCGGGCCAUCAGUCGCAGUGAGCCCGACCUUUCGUCCAUAACAGCCAAUGUGGAGAAGGGAACAGAGAGCACCAGCGUUGCCGUUACCAUCCCUGACAUGGGCACCUUGGUGGACUCCACUGUGGUGCACAUUAGCAACAAGACAGAUGGAGAAGCCAGCCCCUUGAAGGAGGCAGAGAUUAAAGAGGAUGGAGAAGAAAUUGAGAAGAAGCGAAAGAAGGAAAAGAGCUCAAGCACAGGCAAAGCAAUGGUGCCCCAUAGCUCCAUGUUCAUCUUCAGCACCACUAACCCGAUUCGAAGGGCAUGCCACUACAUUGUGAAUCUACGCUACUUUGAGAUGUGCAUCCUUUUGGUUAUUGCAGCCAGCAGCAUCGCCCUGGCUGCUGAGGAUCCUGUCCUGACCAACUCAGAGCGGAACAAAGUCCUGAGGUAUUUUGACUAUGUUUUCACUGGUGUGUUCACCUUUGAGAUGGUCAUAAAGAUGAUAGACCAGGGCUUGAUCCUGCAGGAUGGAUCCUACUUCCGAGACCUGUGGAAUAUCCUGGACUUUGUGGUGGUAGUGGGGGCACUGGUGGCCUUUGCUUUGGCGAACGCUUUGGGAACCAACAAAGGCCGGGAUAUCAAAACCAUUAAGUCUCUGCGUGUGCUCCGAGUUCUAAGGCCGCUGAAAACCAUCAAGCGCUUACCCAAACUAAAGGCUGUCUUUGACUGUGUAGUGACCUCCCUGAAGAAUGUAUUCAACAUCCUCAUUGUCUACAAGCUCUUCAUGUUCAUCUUUGCUGUCAUUGCAGUCCAACUCUUCAAGGGGAAAUUCUUUUAUUGCACAGACAGCUCCAAAGACACAGAAAAGGAAUGCAUAGGCAACUAUGUGGAUCACGAGAAAAACAAGAUGGAGGUAAAGGGUCGCGAAUGGAAACGCCAUGAGUUCCACUAUGACAACAUCAUCUGGGCCCUGUUGACCCUUUUCACUGUGUCCACAGGGGAGGGCUGGCCACAAGUUUUGCAGCAUUCUGUGGAUGUAACUGAGGAAGACAGGGGCCCAAGCCGUAGCAACCGCAUGGAAAUGUCCAUUUUUUAUGUGGUAUAUUUUGUGGUCUUCCCCUUCUUCUUUGUCAACAUCUUUGUUGCCCUCAUCAUCAUUACCUUCCAGGAGCAAGGGGACAAGAUGAUGGAGGAGUGCAGCUUGGAAAAGAAUGAGAGAGCUUGCAUCGACUUUGCCAUCAGUGCUAAGCCGCUCACCCGCUACAUGCCCCAGAACCGCCAUACCUUUCAGUAUCGUGUCUGGCACUUCGUGGUGUCCCCAUCCUUCGAAUAUACCAUCAUGGCCAUGAUUGCCUUGAACACCGUGGUGCUGAUGAUGAAGUACUACUCUGCUCCCUGGACCUAUGAACUGGCACUAAAGUAUCUGAAUAUAGCCUUCACCAUCGUGUUCUCCCUGGAGUGCAUCCUCAAGAUCAUUGCUUUUGGCUUCUUGAAUUAUUUCCGAGACACCUGGAACAUCUUUGAUUUCAUCACGGUAAUUGGUAGCAUCACAGAAAUUAUCCUGACAGACAGCAAGCUGGUGAACACCAGUGGCUUCAACAUGAGUUUUCUAAAGCUCUUCCGAGCAGCCCGUCUCAUCAAGCUCCUCCGACAGGGUUAUACCAUCCGCAUUUUGCUGUGGACUUUUGUUCAAUCUUUUAAGGCCCUCCCCUAUGUAUGUCUAUUGAUUGCUAUGCUUUUCUUCAUUUAUGCCAUCAUUGGGAUGCAGGUCUUUGGAAAUAUAAAAUUAGAUGAAGAGAGUCACAUUAACCGGCACAACAACUUCCGCAGUUUUUUUGGGUCCCUCAUGCUGCUCUUCAGGAGUGCCACUGGUGAGGCGUGGCAGGAAAUUAUGCUAUCAUGUCUGGGAGAGAAAGGCUGUGAGCCUGACACCACUGCACCCUCAGGGCAGAAUGAGAAUGAACGAUGUGGCACUGAUCUGGCCUAUUUUUACUUUGUUUCUUUCAUCUUCUUCUGCUCCUUCUUGAUGCUUAACUUGUUUGUGGCUGUCAUCAUGGACAAUUUUGAAUACCUGACCCGGGACUCAUCUAUCCUUGGCCCUCAUCAUUUGGAUGAAUUUGUCCGAGUCUGGGCGGAGUAUGAUCGAGCUGCGUGUGGCCGCAUCCAUUACACUGAGAUGUAUGAAAUGCUGACUCUCAUGUCACCACCGCUAGGCCUCGGCAAGAGAUGUCCCUCCAAAGUGGCGUAUAAGAGAUUGGUUCUGAUGAACAUGCCAGUAGCUGAGGACAUGACAGUCCAUUUCACUUCCACACUAAUGGCCCUAAUUCGGACAGCUCUGGACAUCAAGAUUGCAAAAGGUGGUGCAGACAGACAGCAGCUAGAUUCAGAGCUGCAAAAGGAGACCCUGGCUAUCUGGCCUCAUCUUUCCCAAAAGAUGCUGGAUCUGCUUGUACCCAUGCCAAAAGCCUCAGACUUGACAGUUGGGAAAAUAUAUGCAGCCAUGAUGAUCAUGGACUAUUAUAAGCAGAGCAAAGUGAAGAAGCAGAGACAGCAGCUGGAAGAACAGAAAAAUGCUCCCAUGUUCCAGCGAAUGGAACCCUCCUCUUUGCCUCAGGAGAUCAUUUCUAAUGCCAAAGCCCUGCCUUAUCUCCAGCAGGACACCCUUUCAGGCCUAAGCAGUCGGAGUGGGUACCCAUCUAUGAGUCCACUGUCCCCCCAGGAAAUAUUCCAGUUGGCUUGCAUGGACCCAAACCAUGGGGAGUUCCAGGAGCAGCAAUCUCUGGAGCCAGAGGUUAGUGAGUUAAAAAUCGUGCAGCCCUGUAAGCAUGGCAGCUACCUCCCUUCGGACACCCAGGAGCAUGCGGUAUCUGGGAAGGCAUCAUCUAUGCCACGCCUGACUAUGGAUCCCCAGGUGGUGACGGAACCAAGCUCCAUGAGGCGUUCCUUUUCCACUAUCAGAGACAAGCGCACAAACUCCUCCUUAGAGGAGUUUUCAAUGGAGCGAAGCAGUGAAAACACCUACAAGUCCCGCAGACGCAGUUACCAUUCUUCCUUGCGCCUGUCAGCUCACCGGCUGAAUGCCGACUCAGGCCACAAAUCUGAUACCAUGCGCUCAGGAGGCAGAGAACGUGCCGAGUCCAAAGAACGUAAGCACCUUCUGUCUCCUGAUGUAUCCCGCUGUAAUUCUGAAGAACGGGGUGCCCGUGACUGGGAGUCUCCCGAAAGGCACCAGUCCAGAUCACCUAGUGAGGGCAGGUCCCAGACGCCCAACAGACAGGGUACAGGCUCCCUUAGUGAAAGUUCUAUUCCUUCUAUCUCUGACACCAGCACCCCAAGGCGAGGUCGUCGGCAGCUUCCACCUGUUCCCCCUAAACCCCGGCCCCUCCUCUCCUACAGCUCCUUGAUGCGACAUCCUGGUAGCAUCUCUCCACCAUAUGAUGGGAGUGAAGUUGGCUCCCCACUGCCCUCCAAGGCCCUGGAGAGCAAUGAUGCAUGCCUGACUGAGUCUUCCAGCUCACCACAAGCAAAGCAGAGUCAGCACUCCACUCCCCAGCGCUAUAUCUCAGAGCCCUACCUCGCUUUGCAUGAAGACUCCCAUGCCUCGGACUGUGGCGAGGAGGAAACACUCACCUUUGAGGCUGCUGUGGCUACCAGCCUGGGCCGCUCCAACACCAUUGGCUCGCCCUCCCUGAGGCACAGCUGGCAGAUGCCCAAUGGCUACCGGAGGCGGAGGCGUGGGGGACCAGGGCCAGGGAUGAUGUGUGGGGCUGUUAGCGAUCUCCUGAGUGACAGAGAGGAUGAUAAAUGCUAGAAGCCAUGCCCCCCUCCGAUGCAUGCUCUUCUCCAAUAUGGGGGAAAACAGAUAGACCAGAGAAGCCAGUGAAGCCUUGGGGGAGGAGGAAGAAGAAUGAACAUUAUACAGAACCAGAGAAGAAAAAAGGAAAGGAAAAUAGAAAGAGAACCAAACCCACCCAAACAGAUCAGAUUUCCCUUUGCAAGAUGGGCACAGCCAUGGUUCUGCCUCCUUGCUGUGGGAGAGAGAGAGAGAAAGAUGUGGGGAUGUGGACAGUCCUCUUCAAGGGACAAGGAACAUAGAUAUAAUGGCUCUACUUCCCCCUCAUCCCAAUCACUUUGGCAAAGGCAAUGGCUUUAUGUAGGCCAGUAUUCCCCUGAGAAGCAGAGAAUACCUGGCUGACAGCUGGGGUCCAUAGGAAAUAGCCAACAGUAGAGGAAAUGCCUCCCUUCCUCUCCCUCUCAUGCUCUCCAGCUAUUACCACUGUCACCAGAGCAACCUCAAUAGCAUCUUGUGCUAUUCCAUGGUUUGCUCUCCACACAAGAGUUUAUGCCAAGGUCAGAAGUGCUGGAUAACUUGUGUGGGAGGCAGGGAAGGAGAAGAAAAGUAGGUAGGUGAUAGCUGGUGGGAAGAGUGGUCCAUAGUGCUUUGGCAUGGAAGGAGAUGGUGUCCUGAGUAGUGACAGUAAAGGUCCUACAGCUUGUAUCAAGGAGGAUCAUAAAUUUAGAAUGGGAAGGGACCACAGAGGUCAUCUAGUGCAACCCCCCUCAUGUUUCCAGAUGAGAACAUGUAGAUUAAAAUAUUGGCUAAGUGACUUGUCCAAGGUCACAAAAAUAGUUAUAGUUAAGUGGCAAAAUUGGAAUUUGUCCCCAAGUCCUCUGACACCAGAUUCAGCAGUGUUACCAGACAAGACCCACUUAUCUAUAUUGACAUUCUUUUAAACUAAGAUGCUGACACACUUAUAGCUUUGUGGCUGUGCACAUGAACCUUGAGUCCACGUGCUGAGGAUAAACUGAAGAUCACCCAAGGUCUUCUUCCCUUACUGGGUCUAUAGUCCAGUAGGCAGCAGUUUGAGCCACCUGCAAGGCCAAGAUGCAGGGUGUUGUAUAUGUCCUAUUCAGUGAGACCAUGUAAGAGUGUCCUGAUAAUCCCUGAAUUUCCUCUGAGGGGGUGGAAAUCACAUUUAAGAGGGAUCACAUAUCAGAUAGUUAGAUCUUUAAAAAAAAAAUGAAGUUGAUGGGGUUAUUUAAAACUAAAAAAAAAAAAGCCUCAAGCCGUCAGGCAAUAUUUGAGUGCCUCCUAUAUGUCUGCAGGGGACACGACAGUUGGAUGGCUGAAUUUUCUUGGUCAGCGGGUGGUUAGGGAUCAGCUUCACUAGUCCUGUGGGAUCCGAUUUAAGGUAAUUAGUUAAUAUACCUCAGCUUAGGCUUAGGAUGCUGCUUGCAGAAGAGCAGUUUCUCUGCUGGAACAAAACUUCAUGUAAUAAAAAAUAUUUCCUGAAGCCAGGACCCUGCUUCCCCUUCCCCCUAAGAAACAGCAGUGCAGGAUGUCAUUCCCUUUGCAAUCUCUCCUUGUGCUACCGCACAGAAAGGUUCUGCACUCAAUGAACCCCAGUCCCUUCUUCUGUAAUACUUUGUUUACACUUUGGCAAAUGAGAGAAAGAGAUAGAUUAAGGAUGUACUCCAAGGCAUUUUAAAAUACCCUGUCCUACCUCCAAAGCUUGAGUCCAUAGCUGCUUAAUGUCAGUCCUUAUAUCCACCAAUUCUCCAAUGGGACCCUAACAAUGAGAUAGAAAGUAGCUAAGCCUCCUUCCUUAACUAAACGAUGAAGGAAAGGGAAAAGCAAUGAUCCUCAAAAUCCAGCAUCCUCAAGAUAUUAUUCAAAGGGAUGAUUUAAUAGCAGGUCAGAGAACUUCACUAAAACCUGAUACAAUGAAUACAGAUUGCCCUUUACAAGGGAAAAAAGGCACUGCCUUUAUGUGAACCCACCCCCUAUACAACUACCUCCAUCCUUCAAAGUCGGUAGCAUUGCCAGAAGAAUUAUACUCCAGGUAAAAAGGAUCACUGAGAAAAGAGCCCAGUCAGGGUACUGGUGGUCCAUAUGCCAGAGCCAGGAUCAGAAUCAGGAAAAGAUAGAAGGAAAUAAACCCUCUCCCUGUCCGAGCACCCACUAGAGACUUCCCUUGUUCCAUUUCACAGGAUGAGCCUUAAAAUGGAAAACCAGUGGAGGGAAACCACUGCUGAUUCUUCCAGUGGCUAAGUAUAAGCUAUCCAUACCCCCUCUUAGUCAAAGAAUGGAUGACAGAGUUUUUCUUAGAGUCAUUUCUGAGAUAUUUUCCUAUGACUUUCUAGUCUGGAUAUAAAGAAAAUGUAGUAGGAUUAGCUUUGCAUACAGAAUGCCUCCCAGUGGCUGGGAGGCACCAGCCAUUCUCCAUAAAACUUUCAGAUAUGAACAGACGUUCAUGCAAGCCAGAGUACACAAGCCCCUGCCAUCCUUUCACAUGUGGCCAGUCACAAAACCAAAUUCAGCACCCUGAGAAUGGAGGGUCAGUGGCAAAGAGAGCUUCUUCAAAUGCUCUGCCCUUCUUUCCAUAGGUACUAGAUUUUCAUCUCCCCCUCCCCAUUGCCCCUCAUUCAUCAUAUACAUGCCCCCCAAGCAGUUUAGAGUGUAAGCAUCAAUGUACAAACCAUUGAUGUUACAAUCCUCAUAACAUAAGGGCUGUACUCUGGGUGUCACAUCGUUCUCAAUGGCAUUGUUGUAAAGGAUCAUUUCAUGCCAAAGCACUGCUGUGGACUCCUCCACAUGCACAACCUUAUUUUCUUCCUCCUCUGGAACAGUGAUCUCAAGGGAAGGACUUUGCACAGGACAGCAAUUCUGAGUCAGCAGCAUGACCGCUUGGUGUUUUGAGAGGGAGAACUGAAGUGGUAACUAAAGCCAUUUAGACUGUAGGGGAAAGUCAGGUAGGGAAAGCAAUGGCCUGAAUUGGAGUUUUGCUGCAAACCCGGCUUUAAGAAGUCUAAAGUUCCAAGAGACGUUCUGAGAUACCUUGACCCCUUGAAAUCAGAGUAUCCAUAUUCUUAACAAACAGCAUAGCACCUGAGUACUGGGAGUCAAAAUGGAAAACUCGCUACACUGACCAACUGCCAACUUUUCAUCAGUCCAUGAUACCUGACCUAACUUUCUUUUCUCUGCUUCUGUUAACUAAAGGAUCUUUCUACUGAGAAUAAAGCCUAGUCUGUCACAUUAGGGCAUGAGACACAAAUCACCAUCCCUUUACCAUUUGAUCUUCCUCACUGCCAAUAAACUUUUCUCUCCAACUAGCAACCUGCUAGUUGCUAUAUCUCCAACUAGCCACCCACCCGAACCCUGUCACUAUUGAUUUCUUUGGAAAGUAAGGCUGUCUAAUAUGAGCUUCCCCUUGGUUUAAAACAACAACAAUAAGAAGUAAUUAGCAUUUUAAAGGAAAAUCCUGAAUUAUUAUUCAUGUCCUAAAAGAUAGGGUGGGGGAAGGGGAGUUUCCAGAUCUAUUAAUGUUACUCUUAGUUUUCCUGUUCAAUAUUACCCCUCUUAGCAUUCAUUCCCUUGAAACCAAAUGAGAAUAACCCAGCUAGCACUGGGAAGGUUUCUGAAGGUUGGUUCUGGUGCCUUUAGAAACGUUGAUUGCUAUCCUGGCUUAGGUCAUGUAGCCCAUCUGUGGUGGCCAUCUCCUACUGAUCAUGCAAUUCUCCUAAUAGAACACAGAGCAAAGGCAAUCAUCCCGAGGCAUUGACUGGGAUGAUAAGUGGAUGGACCAAAAAGGCCUAGAGAUCGACCAGAUGUCUGGCAUAGGCCAGAACAAGAUGGCAGAUGGUGCCCAGUCAUUCAAAAUACAUUAUUAAGCACUCGCCAUUAGCUAAGUGCUGAGGAUACACAUAAAAACAAACAAGCAAACAAAAACAGGUGGCAGAAAUGCCACCCUAAAGCAGAGCAUGCAUUGACCUAGGCCAUCAUUGGCUUGCCAUGUCCUUAAAGCACCAGCUUUCUAGUUAUAGGACUGUAGUAUUUUAGAGCUGUGAGGUUUCUCUGAGAUCAUUUAGGCCAAGCCUGACCUUUUAUAAUGAAAGGAUGGGUCAUUGAGGUUAAGUGACCUGAUGCUGACAUUUGUGAAAUCCAUCCCAGCUGAAUCUUUGUAUUCCUACCCUGGAAGUGAGGUUACAGAAAAGAUUUACCUGAAAUGGAAAUCCAGGGAUUUCUCUGGAUUCUGCCCUCUCCUAGCUUAGCAUAUUAUAUGGAGGUCAAAGCCAGUUCUUUCUCUUCCCCUGACGAGCAGCCUUUGGGCUGAGGAUACGUCUCCCUUAUCUUCUAUUCUCACCAUCCCAGUCGAUAUUUUGCAGUUUAACAUCGAUUCAGCUCUUGAGACUGUUAAAUACACCAGACUCAGGCUUAGUUGCAUGCACCACUGCCUCUGCAGUAAUAUUUAGCCUACUCAUUGAAUUCAGUUGUUGAAUUUUCUAAAUAUAAAAGAAACACAAUGCUCUUUAGGCAUGGACAACACAAUUUCAUGAGACAAUCUGAAGCAGGUGUAGGGUCGAGUGGCUUUGUAUCCAUCCAUGCAUAAAUCAUAUGUAUAUAUCCCACAUAAUAUACAUCCAUCCAUCCACAUAUACAUGUAUAUUAAAAAAAUCAAUUAAAUAUUGGGCCAGGAUCAUAUUGCCAAAUCAAGUGCCAUCUGGUAUGAAGCAACAAAGUUUUUUUUAAAGAAAAUUUUAAUUAAAAAAAACAAACAAAAAAUACCCCUCAAAUACCUUGGGCUUUAUAAACUCUUUCUAAGGCCUGUCCUGCCUUUGUGUGUCCUGGAGAGAGCAUUUCCUGUAUAGUUAAGACCUGAGGACUGAGAGAUUGGGCUCUCCUAUUUGCUCCCCAGCUCAAUCAUGAAUUCACUAUGUGUAACAUUAUGUAAUCCAUUCCACCCCUUUUCAGAAGAAUGGUAGGAGUGGAUGUAUGUGUUGGGGGGGGGGGGGAGGGGGAAAAUGAGGCCAGAAUACUAUUUACCUACCUCACAGGGAUAUUGUGAGGCUUAAAGCAGAAGCAUCAAAGAUUCAUGAAUGUUCUUAAUUACUUAAUUAACUAAUUAAUGUUGUUAAUUACUUAAUUAACUAAUUAACUAAUGCUAUUGUCAGUUACCAGUUUAUCUGUUAAGUGUUUUGAGAUCCUCACAAACCAGGUGCUAAUGCAAUUCAAAGGAUCAGAGGAAGGAAUGGUUUCUAUUCAUUGGAGCAUCCUUUCAGGAGUAUCCACUCCUGUGACCCUUAAAUGCUUUCUUCCAGAUUUAUAGUAUUUAGUCUUGACCAACGCAUUCACCAGAGUACUUGAUGACAUAUCCCACAAAGAAAGAAAUGGGCAGGAAAGCCCUAUUCUGGGAGUGUUAAGGGGCCGAAUCCAGAGCCACAAGAAUCAAAACACAAGACACAAAGUUUAUAUAAAGCAAAACCCUGUCAAAGUGUUUGUAUAUACACAUACAUGCACACGUUUUUAAAGACCCUUCUAGUAAAGAAAAACCUAACUCAGGGGCUUCGUUGACCUAAUCUUACCACAAUAUGAACGAACUAGAUUUCAGCCUAGCUGGUGCUGUUUGUCAGAGUGAGUACACCCUGGCAUUCUCCAGUGUCUUAGCUUUUACCAUUAAAAUGCCCAUGACAUGUCAUCCAGGUUCACCACAGGACCCAGAAACAGUGGCCAUCACCUUUGUCAGCUGGUCUACAUAAAUUAAUUUAUUGCCUAUUGAACAACUGAAUUUUUUCAGUUGUUACUUUGAAUUGCAACAUGUAUAGGAAUGGUGCAUAAAUGUAAGCACUUUGCAGGGGCCAUGCAUAGGAAAUAGAAUUAGUUCUCUUGGGUGUCUCCUUCCCUUAAAUCCAUACCUGCUUCUUAGCACCUAUGAACCAUUUCAAGUAUUAGUCUCCACAGCCCAUCACAAGGCAAAAGGAUACACACCAUCCUUCCACACUGGACUCUGGGGUUCUCUGCCACACUGUGAAGCAUUCUUUGGCAAAUAAAACCUUUAAAGUAUCAUAGACUAAUUGCUAUGUAGGGUUGGAGGGAUUCCAUUUCCCAAAGCUGACUCUGAUUGGCUGGUGGGUAAGUAGUAUGUACAUCAAUAUCAAAGAGAGUCAACAUUUCUCUUUCAAAGGGAUCUCUCCCCUGGGCACAAAAUUCUAGGGUGGAUGGAGGUAGGUAAGUAAAAAGUUGGGGUGAAAGCCCCUGACACUGCCUUCAUCUUCUCACCCCAACCCAAUGCUGUAAAUAAAAGAGUUAGUAUCUUGGCCUUUUAAAUGCAAAAAGAUUUCUGACAAUAAGCCAUGCUUUUUGUAAAUACGUUAUUACAACUCGGAUUUUUCUUUUUUGGGGUAGGUAAGAAUUGGGUUGAGCAGGGAAUUCAGAAAGAAGUGAUUGAUCAUUUAACAUAUAGGUGUGUAGUGUAACAGAGGGUCGCUAAAGGGCAGCAAUGAAAAUUAUCCCAAAUAGUUUUGAGCCAGCUUUUAUUUAGAACAUUUCAAGUAAAAUGAUACUUGAAUCAAGAAUCUCACAUGCACUCUUUGUUACUCUUCUCAAAAGAUUAAAAAUUGAGUCUAGAUUUCCAUAAAUAGAAAUCCUGUCUUCAGACCCUGUUAGAAGAAUAUGACAGAACAGAAAGAAUAAAGGAAUGAUUCAGAGACCUAUGAUCAAUCAUUUUAA
Molecule: messenger RNA, 14098 nt
Organism: Dromiciops gliroides (monito del monte)
Lineage: Eukaryota; Metazoa; Chordata; Mammalia; Microbiotheria; Microbiotheriidae
Gene: CACNA1E
Product: calcium voltage-gated channel subunit alpha1 E
Biological process (GO): calcium ion import across plasma membrane; chemical synaptic transmission
Cellular component (GO): membrane; neuronal cell body; voltage-gated calcium channel complex
Molecular function (GO): calcium ion binding; high voltage-gated calcium channel activity
Source: RefSeq, a predicted model, not a curated record